Molecule: messenger RNA, 1289 nt
Organism: Clupea harengus (Atlantic herring)
Lineage: Eukaryota; Metazoa; Chordata; Actinopteri; Clupeiformes; Clupeidae
Product: SUMO-conjugating enzyme UBC9-like
Exons: 6
Coding region: 503-979 (158 amino acids)
Source: RefSeq, a predicted model, not a curated record
GUUGACAGCAGAUUCGUGUUUCCCCCCCAAACCAGUUUACAUUAAAAGCGACAGUAAGUCGGGACCGGUUUAACGAAAAAAUAAGUUAUUUUGAGUCUCUCCCGAAGAUUUUUUUUAAGAAUUAACAAUUCAGAGGCAACUUGUUUGUUCGUGUUUUCAAAUAAACUAUAGCUAGCUAACGUAAUCUCGGCUGUAGGGUUUUUGGACGUAGCUAGCUUACUAUCGCUAGCUAGCUAGAAUAACUAGGUAAACUAGGCAUCGUUAACUAGAAGGAGCGGAAAUUCAGGCUAGGCCUUGACAACAUUUUGUCAACUUCCUAGUUUGAUAUUACGUGGUCUAACUUUGCUUUUUUUUCCAACGCAGGAAAAUAAAAGUUUGUAAGGGACGAGACGCGGCAAACUCAGGUAGACAGGCGCAAGGUCUGAUAAAAUAGCUGUCAGAUCGCUAUCUGUAAUCGCAUGCAAUUCCGCUUCUGUCCAUAGGACGGUGUUAAUGCCACGCCAUGUCUGGCAUAGCCCUCAGUAGAUUGUCGCAGGAGCGCAAAGCUUGGAGAAAAGACCAUCCAUUUGGCUACGUUGCUGUGCCAACCAAGAACCCUGAUGGCACCAUGAAUUUGAUGAACUGGGAGUGUGCUAUCCCUGGGAAGAAGGGGACGUUGUGGGAGGGAGGUCUGUACAAGCUCCGCAUGCUCUUCAAGGAUGAUUACCCCUCUUCACCCCCCAAAUGUAAGUUUGAGCCUCCGAUCUUCCAUCCCAACGUGUACCCCUCAGGCACCGUGUGUCUGUCAAUCCUGGAGGAGGAGAAGGACUGGAGGCCUGCUAUUACAAUCAAACAGAUCUUGCUUGGCAUUCAGGAGCUGCUGAAUGAACCCAACAUCCAAGACCCUGCACAGGCAGAGGCCUACACAAUAUACUGUCAGAACAGAAUGGACUAUGAGAAGCGUGUGAGGGCACAAGCCAAGAAGUUUGCCCCCACUUAAGAUGGCACUGAAUGGGCACUGAAGAGUCCCUUGCCAGAGAGGGGAGGAGGCACCAGACACCAAGGGUGGGGAGGGUGUGUAAAUAUAUAAAUAUGACAACUUUUGUAUUAUUAUAAUUAUUAUUAUGCUCAGUUGUGUUGUCAUGGUAACCAUGUUGUGAAAAUGUAUUGUGAAAUUUAAACAAACAAAUCAACCAACAAAAAAAAGAAGCAAAAAAAAGAACAGUGGAGGAAAUUUGAACUCUUUGCUUUUGUUCACAACUUGAUGUUUUUUCUUAAUUGAAUGUUAAAUAAAUAAAUCAAUAAAUAAA